UUUAUUAAGUUUACUUAUUUUAUAUUAUAUAAGGAAGCGAGUAAUACUAAGGAAUUAAUAUAUAUUUUCUUUAAAAUAAUUAUUAUUAACUAUAGUUUACUUAAGAAAAUAGUUUUUAAUAAGGAUAAGUUAUUUACUAUUAAAUUUUAA
This is a messenger RNA of Colletotrichum orchidophilum, 150 nucleotides long. RefSeq lists its product as uncharacterized. The annotation marks the transcript as partial. The transcript has a single exon. The record is from RefSeq and is a predicted model, not a curated record. Lineage: Eukaryota; Fungi; Ascomycota; Sordariomycetes; Glomerellales; Glomerellaceae.